Arabidopsis lyrata subsp. lyrata is the source of this 2030-nucleotide messenger RNA. RefSeq lists its product as uncharacterized. Bases 553 to 1608 code for a protein of 351 amino acids. The transcript is spliced from 5 exons. The record is from RefSeq and is a predicted model, not a curated record. NCBI's taxonomy places the organism in Eukaryota, Viridiplantae, Streptophyta, Magnoliopsida, Brassicales, Brassicaceae.
CCUUAAAUAGGAAAAAAAACAUCGUAUUCUACGAAUCAAAAACGUGUAAUACACGCUUUCACAUUAAAUGCAAACUAAAUACAAAAGGGAUAAAAUCAUAAUUGAAUCUAGACCCCCAAGUUGGAGGGGUAAUUAAAGUAAAUAAACAAAGGCACGUGCUAGUCUAAUGACGGUUAUAACCCUAUCACGUGGUAGUCAACUCGCUUUACAGAUAUUACGAGAGUAAGGUCCCACAAUCUUACUUGCCAUUACCCUCUCUCUCCAUAGUUAGUAGUAGUUGUGAGCGCGUCAACUCCACUUUCUAAGGCGCGUGAAUAACGAAACCCCUCUCCCCCACCACCACCACCACCACUACUACUACUUCUUCCUUCUACAAAUACCUCAAGAGUCUCUUUCCCUCGUCUUCUAGUGUUUUUUAUUUUCUGUUAUUUUCGCCUGAGACUGGGUCCCUGAGAAUUUCACAAAUCUCAUUAUUGAAACUUAACAAAACAGCAACCUCCGUUAUUAAAGUUCCCUCCUCCUCGAUUUCCGUGGAAAAUCACACUUUUAACCAUGGAACCUAGUAGCGUAAUCGACGAUGCUGAGUUUUGGCUUCCGCCGGAGUUUCUCACUGACGAUGAUUUUCUCGUUGAGAAGGAGAAUAACGGUGUUGGAAUCGAUGACUCCUUGUUCCCGUACGAGCCUCGUCAUGGAUUUGGCUCUACCGUUAAGCCUAAAACGGUGAAGAAAGACGACGAGGAGAGUUUCUUAGCCGGAUUGACUCAGCAGAUGGUUAAGUCUUCUCUAGAAGAUGAUUUCUCCGGUGGAUUUUGUGGUAAUCACGCUUUUCCGGCCGGUAACGAUAACAAGGCGUGGGGAAUGAAUCGUCCGUCUCUGUGUGUCGCCGGAACUGGCUGUUGUUGCCGAAAUCAGCGAUUGAACCAGAACUCCAAUUCGCGAGUUUCUUCAUGGGAUCUGUACUGUGCCGCGGAGAGGAUGAGUAUCAACGACGAACCGUACCAUACUGGCAGAGGACUUCUCAGUCCUCCCACAAAACAUUCCUCCGUCGCCGCCGCCGUCGAAAACCACUCCAACAACGGCACCGGUUACUACAACAACCAUCAAUCUCUCCAAUACCAGAAGCUACAAGCUAUCCAGUAUCAGCAGCUAAAGCAGCAACAGUUAAUGAAACAUCAUCGCCAAUUGGUGCAUCAGAGCAGAGGAGUAAUAGUUAAUGGCAACAAAAAUGUUGGUCCUGUGGAUUUGUCGUCUUCUGCAUGGUCUAAUCAGCUUCCGAGGCGUGAAGUUAUGAGAGCUGUAUUCAUCGGAGACCAUACCGGAAAACGUGGCUCAACAGGAACCGGCGUCUUCUUACCUCGAAGCGUUAACCAUGCUUCAAGAACUGAGACUCGCGAGAAGCCCACUAUAUCGACAGUUUUGGUUCCGGCUAGAUUGGCUCAAGUCCUGAAUUUGAACCUAGGCGAACCGGUCCGGUCUUCGACAAAUCUCAACGAUAUGUCGUGGAGACAGAGGAGCAACAAUGGUGGGUUCUCGAGCCAGAUGCACGGUGGCGUGAGGGCAGAGCAGUCAGUGCAAGAGCCUCGGUUACCUUCUGAGUGGGCUUAUUGACUGAUUUUGGUGUUCGUAAACUUUGGAUGUGUUUAGGGUGAAGAUUUUACGGGUUUGAUGAAAGAAGAAGAUUAGGAUUUGAUGAUAGGUAGUGAAAUAGUGGAAAAAACGUUAGGGUUUAUAUAGAUAGUGGAAUAUUUGGAAGAAGAAUAAAGAAAGUUGCAAGUGUGGAGAGGACGAGGUUUUGGAUCGUUUAACCACCCAUUGAUGGCUGAUAGAUGAAGAAAAGAGAGCUUUGAGAGAGAGAGAGACAGUGGUGACAUUUUUUUGGGUUUUCUUUUUUUACUUGGAAAUUAAAUGUCAGCCUGUCACCGGGCUGUUCCUUUAGUGUAAUCCCUCUCUCCCUCUCUUUUUGUUCUCGCAACUCUUAAGCAAUGGAGAGAGAAUUAAAUAAAUUAGUAAAAGAAAAGUUAGUUAUAUAA